AUGUCUGCGAAUCCAUCUUUUGUUUUCACCUACCUUCCCUCUGCCGCCAAGCCUGCCGUCACCGAUGCAAGUUCCUCUCUUUAUGACCAAUCAACGGCAUUCUUCCAAUCUGCUCGCAAAGCCUUCAUUUCACCCAGACUCACCGCUGAGCAACAACAGAUCGCAACGCUCGAGACAACGAAGCAGCAUCUCGAGGAGUAUGCCGCUGUCAAAUCCAAGACUGGUAUGGGCGUUUCGGCUGCGGAGAAGGCCCAGCUGAGGAGCGUCGACUCGGCACUAGCUGGACUAAGAAACUAUGAAGCAGAAGAUGGCGCAGUAGUCAGAAAUAUUGAAGCAUGUCGUGCGAUAUCUCAGACUGUUCAGACUUCUCUAGGUCCCUAUGGGCGAAACAAAAUCGUUAUAAAUCACCUCCAAAAAAUGAUACUCACAUCUGAUGCCGCAUCUAUAUUAAAAGAGCUCGAUGUGGUACACCCUGCUGCAAAGCUCCUUGUCAUGGCAAGUCAGCAGCAAGAAGCAGAGCUUGGCGAUGGCACAAAUAUGGUCAUCGUCCUGGCCGGAGAAAUGCUGAAGAAAGCGGAAGAGUUGUUAAGGAUGGGGUUGAAAACAUCAGAGAUUGUAAAGGGGUAUGAAACAGCUAUGGAGGAGGCUUUGAAGUGCUUGAAUCAACUCGUUGUCGACAAAGUCCGCGACCCUCGCUCACAAAAAGAACUAGCCAAAGCCAUUCGCACCGUGGUUUCCUCCAAGCAAUCUGGUAAUGAAGACACUCUUGCAUCCUUGAUCGCCGAAGCCAUCCUUGCCGUGCUCCCAAAGAAUCCUCAAAACUUCAAUGUCGACAACAUCCGAGUAGUGAAAAUCAUGGGAGGCUCGCUCGAGCAGUCUAAAGUAGUGAAAGGCAUGGUCUUUGGCCGUGAACCCGACAGUAGCGUCAAGAAAGCGAAGAAUGCCAAAGUUGGCGUCUUCUCAUGUCCAAUCGACAUCAGCCAGACAGAAACGAAAGGAACGGUGCUGCUUCACAACGCCAAGGAAAUGAUGGAUUUCACAAAAGGGGAGGAGGCGCAACUCGAACAAGCGAUCAAGGAAUUACACGAUACUGGAAUGCGUGUGCUUGUCGCCGGACAGUCUGUCAGCGAGCUAGCCCUCCACUAUCUCAACCGCUUCGGCAUGGUAGUUGUCAAGGUUCUCUCCAAGUUCGAAUUACGAAGACUCUGUAGAGUCGUAGGCGCCACACCGCUUGCCCGUCUAGGUGCGCCCAUGCCAGACGAGAUGGGCAAAGUCGACAUGUUAGAGACCUUCGAAAUCGGCGGCGACCGAGUCACAGUCUUUAGACAGGAAAACGAACAGACGCGUACAGCCACGCUCGUCAUCAGAGGCGCAACGCAGAAUCAUCUUGACGAUAUCGAGCGUGCCGUCGAUGAUGGUGUCAAUGUUGUGAAAGCGAUAACCAAAGAUCCGAGACUAGUGCCUGGCGCAGGAGCAACGGAGAUGCAGCUGAUUGAGCGUGUGACGAGGUUUGGCGAGAAGACGCCGGAGUUGUCGCAGUAUUCAAUCAAGAAGUACGCCGAGGCAUUUGAGGUGAUACCGCGAACGCUGGCGGAAUCGGCAGGAUUAGAUGCUACAGAGGUGUUGGCGACGUUGUACGCUGCCCAUCACAAGGCUUCGAUAUCAGCGUCAAAGGAUGCGAAAGACUCAGACGAGUCAUCAGAAAGCGAAGAAGAUGAUGACGACGAUGAUGAAGACGAGUGGACGCUAGGUGUGGACGUUGAAAACAACGACGGUAAAACAGGCACUUUAGACGCCCAAGAAGCUGGAAUCCUGGACUUACUGGUGAGUAAAGAAUGGGCAAUACGGCUAGCCACAGAGUCAGUGAGAACGAUCUUGAGUGUGGAUCAAAUUAUAAUGGCUAAACAGGCGGGCGGUCCCAAGCCGCCAGGCCAAAACGCUAAUUGGGAUGAAGAUUAA
Molecule: messenger RNA, 1959 nt
Organism: Bacidia gigantensis
Lineage: Eukaryota; Fungi; Ascomycota; Lecanoromycetes; Lecanorales; Ramalinaceae
Exons: 3
Coding region: 1-1959 (652 amino acids)
Biological process (GO): protein folding
Cellular component (GO): chaperonin-containing T-complex
Molecular function (GO): ATP-dependent protein folding chaperone; ATP binding; ATP hydrolysis activity
Source: RefSeq, a predicted model, not a curated record